This is a messenger RNA of Bombyx mandarina (wild silkworm), 2417 nucleotides long. RefSeq lists its product as uncharacterized. Gene Ontology annotation, molecular function: transmembrane transporter activity. Gene Ontology annotation, biological process: transmembrane transport. NCBI's taxonomy places the organism in Eukaryota, Metazoa, Arthropoda, Insecta, Lepidoptera, Bombycidae. Gene Ontology annotation, cellular component: membrane. The record is from RefSeq and is a predicted model, not a curated record.
AGAGAACGAUCGCUGACGGACAACACAUAUACUUAGCGAGGGCGGCAGAAGCAAAGCAUUUCAUUCGCGUUCGCAGAGCAGACGUUUGCAGCACGACAAAAUAAAUAAUAAGCCGUAACAUAAAGCGAUAAGGGUUAAAAUAGCACCGCGCUCGGAGAUGAACGGACAUUACCAUGUUUUAAAUGCAUCAAGAAUUUUGACUGUAACAUUGUUUCCAUAUCAGUGAAGUUUAGUGGUUCUUUUGAAAAAAAAAAAUAUACAUUUAUUUUUUUAAUUGAGAAAAAAUGGUGGUCAAAAUUGCAAGAGUUCCCUUCGAAGAGGCCCUUAAUAUGACAGGGUUCGGCAAAUUCAACCUGCUCGUCUUCAUGCUCUGCAGUAGCAUCAUAGCAGCCAUGGUCUUCGAGCUUUACUCCGUAUCAUAUCUCGUGCCGGCUAGUGCCUGCGAGCUGAACACCACCAGUACGCAGCAAGGAUUGAUGGCUGGUCUCCCAUUAAUCGGUGUGAUCACAACCUCACACAUUUGGGGGUAUUUAGCCGACACUCGAGGCAGAAAAAAGAUGCUCUGCAUUUCUAUGGUCAUUGGCUUCGUGGCUGGUUCGUCAGCAGCCCUGGCCCCCAACUGGAUCGUGCUUAGCAUACUAAAGUUCCUGUCUUCGGCUGCGGUAUCGGGAUCAUCAGCGUUGGCUUUAGCACUGAUAGGGGAGUGCACUCCUGCGAUACGCCGGAGUACCAUGCUGCUGCUCACCACCAGCGCGCUGCUAUCGAGCACCGGGGUCAUGGCCAUACUCUCGAUACCGAUCCUGCCAAUGAAGUUCUCCUACUAUAUUCCGAUCCUGAACAUCCAUUUCAACUCCUGGCGCCUUCUAAAUGUGAUCUUCAGUCUGCCGUGUGCUCUAAACGCGAUCGGUUCGAUGUGCUGUUAUGAAAGUCCAAAGUAUUUGCUGAGCGUUGGAGAAGAUGAGAAAGCGUUGGAGAUACUGCAGGGAAUUUUUAAGCAUAACAGCGGAAAGAGCGCAGAUUUAUACCAGGUGGAAUCAAUAGUUCUAGAUGAAGAUAACGCGAAUAAGAAAGCCAAAGGUUUCUGGGAGGUGCUUGCCGAGCAGACGCUACCUUUAUUCAAACCACCGCUACUGAAGAGUACGCUAUUACUCGGUUUCAUGUUCAUCUUAGUUUUCAUUUGCAUAAACUCAUUCUUAGUUUGGCUUCCAUUCAUGGUGGACGCUUUUAUGUCUUCGGUGGAGAAAGGAUACUCCGGCAUGACCAUGUGCGAAAUGAUUAGGGUGGCCAGGAAUGAAACCGACCUGGAAGAGACGAAUUCCACUUGCUCUAUGAACAGAGUGGCCAUGACCAUGGUUUUCGGUAUCUGCAUAGUUCUGGCCGUGUUGAACGUGGUGGCCAGUGGCGUGAUCAGCAUCAUAGGCAAGAGGAGACUAUUUAUAGGCAUACAGGUGAUGGCCGGUGUAAGCAGUAUCUUAUUGAACGUGAGCUCCAUGUGGGUAGUAAGCGCUCUUCUCUUCAUAGCGGUUCUAUCUGAUGUCAUCAACUUUGGAUUCCUGUCAGCAUUCGCUGUGGACCUGUAUCCAACUUUUGUGAAGGCGAAGGCCAUAUGCCUGAUGGUGAUGCUGGGUCGUGGCAGCACGAUCCUCGGCAUCAACGUGCUCAAGAGCCUCAUCGAGACGAACUGCGAAGCUGCCUUUUAUCUAUUCGGAGGGAUCACUCUAGCCGGUGGACUCUUCGGAUUCCUGCUUCCUCCAGACGGGAAUCUAUUCAAACAGAAAACUAAAAUCUAAUGCCAUAAUAUUUGAAUAUUUAAAUGUAGUUGUAAAUAAAUUAUGUAGUUAUAAUUUAUCGAGAGUAAAACGCGAGCUUCAUGAGUAGAUCUUCGAAGAUAAUUUUAAAUCUGUAAAAAGUUAAUGUGUAUACUGUGACUGGAGAUAGUCCGCGGUCACACUCUUUCUAGAGAUGGGCAGUGGAUGCACUGGAUCUAGAGAUGGGCAGUAGAUGCCUUGGAUCUGGAGAGACCAGCGGAUGCACUAUGGCUAGAAAUGAGCAGUGGAUGUAUUGUCUCUGACAUUAUUCAUUGGUUACUAAAAUUGACCAAGAUGUAUGUUUCGCUACAAAACAAGCCCGUUUUUAUAAAAAAAACCUUUGUAGAAUUUAAUAUUUGACCAUAUCAUAUACAUAAAUAGGUAUUGAAAAUAAUCACAAAAUAAUUUAAACUAUAAUUCUUUUGUACUUGUGCCGAAUGUGUUUGGUGUGUGUUUACUGUGUUACAGAUGCAUGAAUGUUUGUAGAAAACUAAUUUUAAUCAAUAAAUAAAUGUAAAACUUACAAGAAUUGUAUUAAUUUUCGUUUGUAAACGAAUGAUAUUUUAAUAAAUUAAAAUAGUAAUGUUUUGCCCUCAAUGGAGGCUUGAG